Messenger RNA from Fusarium musae, 1707 nucleotides. RefSeq lists its product as uncharacterized. Lineage: Eukaryota; Fungi; Ascomycota; Sordariomycetes; Hypocreales; Nectriaceae. Gene Ontology annotation, molecular function: transcription cis-regulatory region binding; DNA-binding transcription factor activity, RNA polymerase II-specific; zinc ion binding. Gene Ontology annotation, biological process: DNA-templated transcription; regulation of DNA-templated transcription. The coding region runs from base 1 to 1707 and encodes 568 amino acids. Gene Ontology annotation, cellular component: nucleus. The transcript has 2 exons. The record is from RefSeq and is a predicted model, not a curated record.
AUGCUAUCAGAUCUCGACCAGGUGUACACAGCAGUCAAAGAGAUGAGAAACAUAAUGGGCUUACCAGAAUUACCGCCACUACAAACAUCACGAAUGAACAAGCGAAAGGAAUCAUCAGCACCGCCACCUCAAGAGUCAACGACACUUCAACUGGAGGACAACUACGGCCCAUCAUGCGACAACUCGCCGAAGCUCACGCCCGAAGACGAUAGACUACCCCAUGCGCCUAUUCAUUCUCUCUACACUCUGACUAGAAUGAGGGCGCUUCGAUCGCCUGGAAGUGGGAACGAAAAUCCAAGUCAAGCUAUCAAUGAUUUUAUUUCUCAAGGACAGAUCUCAUUGGGUGAUGCUGAGCGACUGUUUGUUGUUUAUCGAGAUCGUUUGGACGGGUUCAUUUACUCUAUUGGAUGUCCCUAUAAAACUCUCGAGCAGCUUCGUCGGAAGUCAUCGAUCCUAUGUGCGGCUACACUCACCAUCGCAGCGCUUCAUGAUCCAGCAGCUGAUAAAGUAUACGGCAUUUGCAAUUCUGAACUUCGGCGAUUGACUGAAAAGUCGAUGCUGCAGCGACAAGGGGAUAGGGACUACUUCCGAGCUCUCAGCAUCGCCUCAUACUGGCUUAGUGACUUGUCCUGGACGUUGUCAGGUCAUGCGAUCAGACGAGCUGCAGAAUGCAAUAUCCACAACAGUUAUAGUCUAGCCAUCAAGGAUCAAUCUGAAGAGGCCAUGGACUCGGCGCGAAUCUGGUCUAUCCUCUAUAUCUGCGACCAACACCUCGCUAUUCUGUACGAUAGACCGGCGAUAAUCCAGGACGAUUGGCUUACGCAGGACUGGGAGGGCAUCUUGAAAUGUCCCCUGGCUACAGACCAGGAUGAGAGACUCAUGAGUCAGGUUGAGCUGAUGGGUAUCUUGCGGAAUAUCCGACGACUAUUUGGUCCUGAUAAAGGAGAGGAGAUCCCUAGAUUGUAUCUGAGUCAGAUAGGACACUAUCAUCGACAGCUUGACCAGUGGAUCACGAAAUGGACUGAUCGGCUCCCAGAGGGCCAUCCCAACAUCGGAGCAUUCCCCCGAAAAGGCGCACUCUUCCACUUCCACCUCGCCCAACUAUACCUCUACUCCCACGUCUUCCGCGGCCAAUCCAACCAGAUACCCAGUCACUUCCUCGACACGGCCUCAAUGGCAGUGACUUCCGCAUCAGCCAUCAUCGACAUCCUCCUCACAGACCCCGAUCUCUCCACCAGCAUCGUCGGGAUACCGUCUUAUCUCCUAUCUAUGACAGCAUUCGCAGCUAUGUUCCUCGCCAAAGUCUCACAUAAAUAUGGUGAUAACCUGUUUAGAAGAGAUCAGGCGCUGGAUCAGAUUACUCGACUGAUCAGCCAUUUCCGGUCUUUGUCUAUGGGGAAGUGGCAUUUGGCUAAUCUCAUGAUCAGAGGUUUGGAGACUGUUACUAGUCUUUUGACGUCGCAUGGGGUGCAGGAUAAAGUCCAGAAUGCGAUUUCGUCCAUGAUGCCUGGGAGUGAGACUAGUCAGGGUCUUGAGGAUGUCUAUAACACUAAUCCUGAUAUGUUCACUGGGAUUGACGGGAGCACGAUGCCUACAUGGGAUACGACCUUUGGAUUAUCACCUAUCUUUGGGUUUGAUCCGUCGUUCCUCGAUGUCGAUGGGUAUAUGCAGUCAAUGGCCAUCUUUCCAAAUACCGAAGGAACAUAA